Molecule: messenger RNA, 532 nt
Organism: Dentiscutata heterogama
Lineage: Eukaryota; Fungi; Glomeromycota; Glomeromycetes; Diversisporales; Gigasporaceae
Source: the annotation of a GenBank genome assembly
AUGUCAUUAAGUCCUGAUAACUUGAUUCUUUUUGAAAUAUUAGAUAUUCUUACUUUGACAAAUAAUGUAGAACAAUUUGUUAUAAAUUGUAUUGAAAAUAAAGAUAAAAAUAUUAAAAUACCAAAAAAACAUGCAUCUUUAUUUGUUAGAAUUAAAAAUCUAAUUAAUUCAAUAGAUGCAAUCACUAGCCAAGUGAGCUUAGACAGAAAUAGUGAUAAAGGUCCUAUUAAAAAAUAUGAUAUAUUUAGUGUAAGCAAAGAUCAAAAAUAUGAUAUAGAAAUUAUGCUUAGUGAAAUAUCACAUGGACCCCUAGAUGAAACUCUCAUUCAUUCAAUUGAAGACAGAAUUAAGUUAAGAAAAGAAGCAAAGAAUUCAUUAGAUAAUGAAGAGGGUGAGGAUGAUGAAGAAAGUGAAAAUUAUGAAAGUGAAGAUAAUAGAAGUAAUGAUAAAAGAAAAGAAGAUUAUAAAGAUAAUGAAAAUAAAGAAGAUAAAGAAAAUGAACAUGAAGAAUUAGAGAAUGAAACAAUCGAAA